GAGAAUUAAAAAGGAAAUCAAGGUUAUGAUUUCAACGCUUCCCUUCCGUUAGAACUUCUGGUGGCCCUGAAAGCUGUGGACUGUGGAGGCCCGGCGCUUCGGUAUCGACAAAGACAAAUACUUUAUAAAGAGCAGCAACCAUACACGCCGCAGUUUCAGUGGGCUCUGGAUCGAGGAAAAACCUCCAACCGUGUGGUUGAUCUAACUCCUCUAUCCACUCCCACUCUACCUCACCUACCUUCGCCCACCGCCGCGGCUCAAUUACGCCAUUAAGAACCCAUAUUCGCAAAGAUCUGGAAAUAUUAGCACUUUUGGAAUUAAGGAAGAGAAAUAGAAGGAUGGAAUUUGAGACUUUUGGGAAUCGAUUUUCGGUACUACUCUAGAAAAGAAAAAGAAUUGCAUUUCUGCUUUCUUUUCCACUUGCUCGCUGUAUUGGAUUUAAGAAUUGUAUUUGGCCUUGAUUUCCUGUAUUUCUAAGCUCAGUUUUUGUUUAGCAAAGCCCAGUUGUUUUCUCUUCACUAUUGACAUGUCCUCCAUUCUGUAGCGAGUUAAGAACAAGAACAAGAACCCAGUUCAUUUGUCACGAGCAUUUUACAAGCACGCGCAUACUCGUUCAUUGCUCGUGAUCCUUUGUAUCUCACUAACUGGUCAUUUCUGAUCCUUUGGAACAACUCGAUGAAUUUAGAAAUGUUUUUAGGAGACCACAAUGACCAUAGAUAUUAUCCAAUUUCUACGUUGCGAUGGUUGACUAAUUUAGAUCUUCUUCGUGUUGCUUUGUCUUUGAAUUUUUUCUUUUUUUUUUUUUUUUCACCGAAAGUUGUAUGGCAUCCACAAUACUCAAAUUCGCUAGAUAACCACUAAGUUGAGCUUUUCUGUUUUUAAGUCCGUGAUGGUUAGUGAACACCCUUGAAGAGAUUUAUUUCGCAUCUAAUAAAGGGAUUUAAUUUUACUUGUACAUAGAAAGUUUUAGAAAAUUGUUUCUCAUAAUAUGAAAUGUUUAUGGACAAUUAAAAUGUCUCACAUGAUAUACUGAUGUCUUCUAUUUUCCUUGAUAAGAAACAUCCCCCAUUAUUUUUCUCUCAUGAAAAUGAAGACAGAAUCUGCCCCAACACUCGCAUCCUUUCCAUGUAAGUUUGUCCCAGCAUACUCCUGAAAAUGGUAUAUAAUUACAGAAGUUGAGAAGAGAGGAUCUUUGGCAUCAAUGGCAGCAUCAGCAAAAACCCUCACUGUUGCAAACCGUAGUUUAAAUGGAGACUGGACAGUUGUUUUACCCCGUCGUGGCAGACAGAGAAAACAUUUGCCAACAAUUAGAUCUCAGGAACAACAACAACCGUGGGUUCCAACUGAUGUUGAAACUGAUCCUAUCAGAACAUCUAAAUUAAUACAGAAGAUGCAGAUCUGCAUGAAGAAAAUUGAGAGCUCUUCAUUCUACCGUACUCUACUGGAUCAAAUUCAAACUCCAGAAAUCUUGCAUUGUUUACGUAGGGUCUUAGGCUCCGAGUCAAAGAUGCAAAUGGUGAUUUAUGGUAUAGGCAGCAUCGAAUCAUAUGAACCCCCUCGAUUGCAGCUUAGCCUUGCAGUCUUGAUGAAGAGGAAGUUCAGUUGGAUUGGAGAGAUUGAGGUUUUUGAUCCUAUUCUUUCUGCAACUGAAUCUCGGGUAUUGGAAGCUUUAGGUUGUUCUGUUCUCUCAGUAAAUGAGCAAGGACAUCGACGUGCUGUAAAGCCAACAAUGUUUUUUAUGCCACAUUGUGAGGCAGAGUUGUAUGACAAUUUAUUGCAUGCAAAUUGGGGAGUGGAGUUGUUGAAUCGUGUAGUCUUGUUUGGAAAUAGCUUCAAGACAUAUGAGCAGCAUAUCUCAGAAUUUAAGAACUCGGCUAUCGUUGGUUCGGCAAAGCGAAUCUUGUCUAUUCGCCCAUUUACAAAGGAAUUCAGGAUUGAUACAGUUUCAGAUGAUUAUUUUGGUGCUUUCCAUGAUUCAAGUUGGCAUUUUUUUGGCCCUGUUCUUGAGACAGAGCUGCCGUAUAUCAAAUUUUGAUGAAAAAUAUCAAUUGGUUUCAGUAAUUGGAUGAUGUUUUGAGACAUAUUUUUUUGUCUUCCAAAUUUCUUUUGGAAGGAAUAAUAUUAUUGUCAUUUGCAUGUAGAGUGGGUUGUAUGUUUUGA
Juglans microcarpa x Juglans regia is the source of this 2160-nucleotide messenger RNA. RefSeq names its product protein SENSITIVITY TO RED LIGHT REDUCED 1. The record is from RefSeq and is a predicted model, not a curated record. Lineage: Eukaryota; Viridiplantae; Streptophyta; Magnoliopsida; Fagales; Juglandaceae. The transcript has 2 exons. Gene Ontology annotation, cellular component: cytoplasm; nucleus. Bases 1202 to 2035 code for a protein of 277 amino acids. Gene Ontology annotation, biological process: microtubule-based process.